AUAUAGGAAAUAGCGCCCCCUUCAUUUCAUGAGUGCAAUGGUCCCAUUUCCAAAUAAGAUAUGAGACUGACGGCGGUCCGUCCCGCCCCUUCCUGUUUGCUGCAGCCAGGUGAACUUCCUCCAUUGCUAUCUCUGCGGCUAGCUGCUUGUGUUUGGCGCAUUUCUAAAAUUGUUAAAGAAUAUUUCUGAACCGGGCCGAAAUAACAAAACCGAACAAUUAUAUUUUGUUCUUUCUGGCAACCGCUCGACGACAUGGAGGAUCAGAAGAAUCAGACUUGUGACUUUUACCGCACCGAUCCAGAUCUGCCGGAGAGAUUCAACAACCCUGAAUUUUUCAACACUUUCAGGGUGAGGAAGACUCAUCCCUUAUAUCGGACCUGGAACCAAACAUACGGCAGCAAGAAACCAACAGUUCAUGAGAUGCAGACUGGUUUCAAAGUGAUGUCUCACCACUUCUCAGAACACUACCUGCGUUUCGGGAUGCAUCGCGAUCAGGGCUUCAACACGGCAGUGGACCGGAGCUGGGUCAUGCAUCCCAUGGAAACCCAGAACAAGAGAUACCAGCUGCAGCAUGUGUAUCUCUACGGACACCAAUGCAGAGCGUCCAGCAAUAAAUGACUCCCUGCUCUCUGAAAGUUUUGUUUGUGUGUAAUACUCCACGUCAACCAGCAGAUGGCGGCAUUGUUUAAAGCUCUACUGACUAACUCAGGUGAAACCGUGUCAUCCUGAGGCUUACUUCAUUUAUCCAUUUUUAAAAUCUGUUUAACCCUUCAAGCCUGAAUAAUUGAUGCUUUUCUCAUGUUGUGUAACGAAAGCGCUGCAAAAGCCUUCAUCACAUGAUGUCUUAUAAUUUCUGAAUGCCUUAACAUAUUAAAUACAUACUUUAACC
This is a messenger RNA of Poecilia latipinna (sailfin molly), 889 nucleotides long. RefSeq names its product piercer of microtubule wall 1 (gene pierce1). The record is from RefSeq and is a predicted model, not a curated record. Gene Ontology annotation, biological process: axoneme assembly. Lineage: Eukaryota; Metazoa; Chordata; Actinopteri; Cyprinodontiformes; Poeciliidae. The coding region runs from base 253 to 618 and encodes 121 amino acids. Gene Ontology annotation, cellular component: axonemal microtubule. The transcript is spliced from 4 exons.